UGCUCUUCCUGUGGAAACUUGGCGAAACCUUGUCCACACACAUAGCCUCUGAUUUUGAUAAGACAUGUCCAAGUCCCCAGGUCCAACCAAAACCCAGUUGUAGAAAAAGUGAAAAAAAGAGAGAGAAUAAAAAUAACAAAAAUAAAAUCUUAGGAUUGUGGAUAUCACGAAGCGAAAAAAAUGUCUGUGACAUCUUCAUUCCCAUGCAUCAAAAUCCCUGCUUGUUCCUCACCUCCAUCAACUCCAUCCUAUUCUUUUAGAUUUUCAUCUUUCAAGCCUUAUGCUGCAGUUACCAUAAGGAACUCUCAAACUGAAGGGCCUCUGAGAAGACCAGUGGCUCCUCCUGUGAGAGAACCAUCAAGUAGUGUCCCUCAGCCCUUGAAGCCUUCACCUCCUUCUCAGACUCCACCACAGCCCCAGAAGGGUGCUACUGUUGUUGGAGAUGAUAAGAGUGUUGUUACGUUAGAGUUUCAAAGGCAAAAGGCUAAGGAGCUGCAAGAAUACUUUAAACAGAAGAAGCUUGAAGAAGCAGAUCAAGGUCCUUUGUUUGGCUUCAUUGGGAGAAAUGAGAUUAACAACGGGAGAUGGGCAAUGUUUGGUUUUGCUGUUGGAUUGCUAACAGAGUAUGCAACAGGCUCCAAUUUUGUUGAUCAAGUAAAGAUACUUCUAUCGAAUUUUGGGAUUGUAGAUUUGGAGUGACUACCUUCAUAUUAUAUAUACUGUCAAUAGGUUCUUGUUGCUGUUCAUAGUGUAAACAACGUUCAUCAAUUUGUUUCAUCUUCUUAUAUAGCAAGCAAGCUUGCUUUGUCUUACUUCUAUUAAAUAACAAUAAUGCGAUUUUCCUUUUUCUUUUAAUUCUUGCUAUUGAUAUGGUAGGCCUUUAAGUGCAUUUCAGAUAACAUCAAUGAGAUGUGUAAUAUUGUCACAAUCAAAGCCUCAACUAUUUUACGUAAGAACAUCAUUGUUCAUUCCCCUUAGAUGGGGUUUCUUGUUACAUGUACCA
Abrus precatorius (Indian licorice) is the source of this 1003-nucleotide messenger RNA. RefSeq names its product light-harvesting complex-like protein OHP2, chloroplastic. The record is from RefSeq and is a predicted model, not a curated record. The coding region runs from base 181 to 699 and encodes 172 amino acids. NCBI's taxonomy places the organism in Eukaryota, Viridiplantae, Streptophyta, Magnoliopsida, Fabales, Fabaceae. The transcript has 2 exons. Gene Ontology annotation, cellular component: chloroplast thylakoid membrane.